GCUUUAUUUAAACAGUGUUGAAAUAAAAUGCAAUAAGUGGAUCAUUUUUAAAAUCUCAAUAUAAUAAUACAAAGUGUAAACUUGGACUUUUUACAGUUUGCACUCUUGCUAUAACAGUCAUUAACAUUAAAAUCUGAAUAUGCAUUCAACAUUUGAUUUGACACACCAAGACCAAAGAAGACCAAAUGCCAUUUUUAAUGCAAAUAUGGUGAUGUCAUGUGAUGCAAGUCAAUAAGAGAACUUUAAUAUUAUAUGUCUUAAGUCUAAUGUUUAAAAAAAAAAAAAAAAGUGAAAAAGUAAAUUUUGAAAGUACAAUGUUGUGACUUUGUAUGUUUAGGCUGAAUUUACUGAAAUUAAAUACCUCUGGUUAGGGGUUUAAAACAAACUCUAACCACAGUGUUUUAGGAAUAUCAACACAGCGGCGCAUUGCAAGCACUCUAAUUAGGAAAUAAAUGAAAUGGUACGAUUUUGGCAGGACUUUGUUUACAUCAAGCAUAGACCGAUAACCAAGCUAAAGGUAAAUGUCCACAAUGGACAGGGGGUGGAGCUCGUGUGUGGAUAUAAGGAGGGGGAGGUAACUGAGGGAUGAAGUACAUGCCAUCCGCCCUCACAAUGCCCCCACCGUACACCCUCCUCCCUCUCCUCUAGUCAGCCACCCCUUUCUCCAGCUCUCCAGCAGUACACCAAACUCAUCUCUAAUGCCACAGUGCUGCUCUCACUGUCAGACACGCUCAUCUUGUGGAGUGGAAACAAACACUGUGUCUGUUGAAUUCAGUUCAGUUGUCAGAGCUGCUUCAUUACGUGGCGCACCAGGUAGCAGCUGCCAAAGGCUUCUAAUCCUCUGGUGUGGAAAGGAUCAGGGAGAAGGUGGCGUGUACUCUCGGCGAGAGCACAGGACACGUUGGACAGGUACCUGACUCUGGAAUCGUAAUCUCCAUCUGUAAUGAGGCGUGGGGCUGAUGUCAAGUAUUUGAAAACUCGGCUUUGGGUGACAGCAGCAAAAGUGAUGGAAUACAGAUUUGGACGUGUUCACGCAGAAGGACAGAUCUGGCUUCACGGCAACAUGUAUGCGCCUCUCUCAGAGAGAGCAUGAUGGGAUUUUGGCUUCUGUAGGGACUUGCAGACAGCAACGCAGCUUUUCCUCGCAUUUAUGAAUCAUUACAGAGGAAUCUGUUGGAUAAACAUCUUUUUGAAGCUGUUUUCGAAGUGAUUACUUCUUUCGGAGUUGUGUAUAUAAAGGAUGUAAGACAAGAACCUGCACAGUAAACAUUUAAAGAACUGCACAUGAACAGCUCCUUUUGUAAACAGGUGAACAAGCGCUUCCAAAUUCUUCAAAUCUAUAUAUGUAUUUCGUGUGAGUAAUAGUUUGCAGGUGUUUUGAGUGACGGAUGGUUGGCAUAUCCUUUAAUUACUCGUUUUUGUGUGGAAGUGUAAUGUUGGCUGGGAGAGCAGCUAAUGGGUUUCUAUUCGCAGCGCUCAUUAUUUGAGGCUGGUUACUCAUCACAGUACAGAUUCUGAGGACAUUCUUCCAUAUUUUCUUUUUUUUCCCCCAAUUUAUGCAAAUAAGAAAGUGAAAUAUGACAACUCAUAACUAAAAAAAAACUGAUUUUUGCAGAUUGGCUUACAUAUUGACCAAAACACAGUUCAAGAGUUGCACUCAUUAUUUAAGGCUGGUUACAACACAGAUUGUGAAGACAUUUCUCCAAAGUUUAAUAGCCUGCAUAUGGCUUAAAGCAGAAUGACGAUAUACAGAUAUUUUUUACACCCUCGGCAUCCCUGGAUUUCUAGAGGAUCCCUUAAGUGAGGAACGUAGUGCGUAUCCUGGACGAGCCCCUGAUUUUUCAUAAACCCUGCGCAGGAUUCGUCCAUAUUAUAAAGAGAGAAACUAAAACACUAUUCUAAAGAGAAAGGGUUGGAAUAUUGAUCAAUGCCAUUUUUACCCAGAGGUCAGCUGAACAGACACGCUGUGGAGUCUGGAUAAGCCGGGCAGACGGGGCCCAAUGCUUCUCCUCAUUCUAAGAUGAAGUUAUGGAAGUUUGCUGCCAUCGGCCUGAUUCUCUGUGGUGCUACACUCCCCCUGAUUGUCCUUAAAACCAGUCCCUCCUCCAGAGCCCUGCCCCCUCCUCCCCACCACAGAGCUUCAUCCUCAUCAUUUUCACCACCAUCAUCUUCAUUUACACCCAGUAAUUCGUCACCUUCCAUUGGGGUAGGUGGGCGACAACGGAGGAUCAGAUCAGCUGACGGAGGAAACUCUUUUGUCUCAGAAUUCAUGGAGAUGUUCCAGAGUUUCACAGAGGGCGAGCUGAAGCAGGUCAUUGGGACACUGGUGGAAAGGAAAGCCCGUAGAGAUUCCCAGCAGAGCAAAAGGACUAAACGGGCUAAAAAGAGAGCCAAACCCUGCUCGCUGCAGGAUGUGGAGGUGACGGUCAGUCAGCUGGGGUUGGGCUACGUCAGUGACGAGACUAUAGUCUUCCAUUACUGCAGCGGAAAGUGCACCACUAGUCGCAAAAACUAUGACCUGACGCUGGCGUUCAUGAAGCGCUCACGGCUGCUCACAAAAGAACAGAAGGACAAGGCUCGCCACAGCCCCUGCUGUCGGCCCACCGCGUAUGAGAAGGACAUCUCCUUCCUCGAUAACUUCAGUCAAUACCACACAAUCCAAGAGUUUUCGGCCCAAGCAUGUGGGUGCGUCUGACUUUGAGGGUCAAAGCUCAUCUGAGCACUCAAAACAUUUAGGAAACAUCACGUUUUAAUCUCUCAAGACAAAUUUAAAUGGAAAAAAUACAGACUCUUAAUUCUGAGAAGAACAUCUUUGUCUUGGGCUUAAAGCAUACGAGAGCGUAUGUCUUACAUUGCCUUUACGAAAAAUACUUGGCUGACAGAUUCUCCUCAGAAACUUCUGCCAGUCCUGAUGAAGAGAAAUAGGAAACAUAUCAUGCAAACAGUAAUUAUUCCCAUGUUUAGUCGUUGCUAAUGAGAUGCUGCUGUAUGUCUUGUUUAUAUUGCCUUCAUGGGUCUAUGUCAAAUAGCUUGAAAUGCUGAGUGAAUGUUGAGCUCAGAGUUUAAACGCAGAACACCUCUAGAAAAUGAAUUCAGGGCUUCAGUAAACAAAGCAAAAUACACAAAGGCACACCCAGUGCUGAACAAAACUUUCUCGUUGUGCUGAGAAAGGAAUGGAACUGGCAUGUAAAUGAUCCCAGCAAUUCUGAAAGGUCUCAGUUCUGAGUGUCUGGUAUUUCAAAGUCAAAACAUUCCCACAAAUCAAGUUCAAACGAACAUAUUAAAUAUACUAAACAUCUACCUCAGCUUGUAGUCGACGUGGCUCCGUAAAAGAAUACCCAGUAUUUCAUUAAAAUAUUUAAAUGCAUUAAAUAGUAGCCUAUAAUAAUUAAAACAAUAUUUAUAAAGGAAUCAAAAAAGAAUACUAACAGUGUAUUAAAGGCUGGAAUACACACAACUUUUAAAAUGUGAACAGAUUUUAAAUUGCCACACUUGCCAACUUUUGUACAUAGUUACAGAGAAAAACUGGGAUAUAUCACUUCACAGCUGUAUACUACCGGACUUUCAAGUCAUUCUGAACACAACAAACUCAAGGAGACAAAUAAAACAAUAUGCAUACUUCCCUAAUAUACAGUUGGCGAAAAACCAUAUGAGUAGUAUGUCCGAAUUCACAGUAUUCAUGAAAGGUGAAAAGUACACGGAUGACUUACUACUUCCGGCGAGAUUCUGAAGUGUGCAUUUGAUGGACACUUUACUAUCCCGUGAAGCCACGGGAGAGGAUUUGUGAAUGGCAGUGAAGCGACGCAACUGACGCAGGUCACAUGACAGUGACAACGUUGAGGAUGUUCAUACUAUAUAGAACAUACUUUUUUUAACAGUUGCAAAAUAAGUUUCAAGCCAAAUGUACAACCCAAACUCCGGAAAUGUUGGGAUAUUUUUUAAAUUUGAAUAAAAUGAAAACUAAAAGACUUUCAAGUCACAUGAGCCAAUAUUUUAUUCACAAUAGAACAUAGAUAACAUAACAAAUGUUUAAACUGAGAAAUUUUACAAUUUUAUACACAAAAUGAGCUCAUUUCAAUUUUGAUGCCUGCUACAGGUCUCAAAAUAGUUGGGACGGGGGCAUGUUUACCAUGGUGUAGCAUCUCCUCUUUUUUUCAAAACAGUUUGAAGACGUCUGGGCAUCGAGGUUAUGAGUUUCUGGAGUUUUGGUGUUGGAAUUUGGUCCCAUUCUUGCCUGAUAUAGGUUACCAGCUGCUGAAGAGUUUGUGGUCGUCUUUGACGUAUUUUUCAUUUAAUGAUGCGCCAAAUGUUCUCUAUAGGUGAAAGAUCUGGACUGCAGGCAGGCCAAUUCAGCACCCGGACUCUUCUACGACAAAGCCAUGCUGUUGUAAUAGCUGCAGUAUGUGGUUUUGCAUUGUCCUGCUGAAAUACACAAGGCCUUCCCUGAAAUAGACGUCGUCUGGAGGAGAGCAUAUGUUGCUCUAAAACCUUUAUAUACCUUUCAGCAUUCAUAGUGCCUUCCAAAACAUGCAAGCUGCCCAUACCGUAUGCACUUAUGCACCCCCAAACCAUCAGAGAUGCUGGCUUUUGAACUGAACGCUGAUAACACGCUGGAAGGUCUCCCUCCUCUUUAGCCCGGAGGACACGGCGUCUGUGAUUUCCAACAAGAAUGUCAAAUUUGGACUCGUCUGACCAUAGAACACUUUUCCACUUUAAAAACAGUAAAUUUUAAAUGAGCCUUGGCCCACAGGACAUGAUGGCGCUUCUGGACCAUGUUCACAUAUGGCUUCCUUUUUGCAUGAUAGAGCUUUAGUUGGCAUCUGCAGAUGGCACAGCGGAUUGUGUUUACCGACAGUGGUUUCUGGAAGUAUUCCUGGGCCCAUUUAGUAAUGUCAUCAACACAAUCAUGCCGAUGAGUGAUGCAGUGUCGUCUGAGGGCCCGGAGAUCACGGGCAUCCAAUAAAGGUCUUCGGCCUUGUCCCUUACGCACAGAGAUUUCUCCAGUUUCUCUGAAUCUUUUGAUGAUGUUAUGCACUGUAGAUGAUGAGAUUUGCAAAGCCUUUGCAAUUUGACGUUGAGGAACAUUGUUUUCCACAAUCUUUUUACGCGCUCUUUCACAGAUUGGAGAGCCUCUGCCCAUCUUCUGAGAGACUCUGCCUCUCUAAGACAUCUAAUCAUGUUACAGAUAUCAAUUAACUUAAUUAGUUGCUAGAUGUUCUCCCAGCUGAGUCUUUUUAAAAUUUCUUGCUUUUUCAGCCAUUUGUUGCCCCCGUCCCAACUAUUAUGAGAUCUGUAGCAGGCAUCAAAUUUGAAAUGAGCUCAUUUAGUGGAUAAAAGUGUAAAAUUUCUCCGUUUAAACAUUUAUGUUAUCUAUGUUCUAUUGUGAAUAUAAUAUUGGCUCAUGUGAUUUGAAAGUUUUUUUAGUUUUUUUAUUUAAAAAUUUUUUUUAAUUAAAUGAAUUUUAUUCAAAUUUAAAAAACGUCCCAACAUUUCCGGAAUUUGGGUAGUAGUACCUACUAUACAGUAUGAGAUUUUGGACAUAGCUGAUGUGUUCUAAAAUCGGUUUAAAUUAUCCAAUUAUGUUCCUACAAUGCGACUAUCCUAUGAAACCUGUCAAUUCUGACUGCAUAAAACAAGUAGACUGGUUCUGAUUUUUCAAAAAUAGUACUGAAUCUUUCAGACUAUAAAUCAGGGCAAAAAUUUGGCCAACAGUUGUGUAGUGUAUUCCAGCCUUUAAAACCUGAUAAACUGAAAUUAUGAAAUUUGAUAUAUUUAUGAAACGUGAAUAAGUGGCUAAUUCAUGUGAUCUGCUUACGCCCUACUGACGGUUAUGUUUAGGGGUGGACCUUCACGCUUACUUUUCUGCUACAAAAUCCUAUGUUUUUGAAUUAUUCACAAAUUAAUACAAAAUUGCCACCUCGUAAAAAUUUUUUCCUUUGAGAUCAGGUUGAAAUGCCUCCAUGAGCUUUUCCAAACCUUCCAGUCAGAUUUAAUUUAGGGGAAAAUUUGCUCAAUUUUAGUGCAUCGAAAAUAUCUGAAUUGUGCUUUGCCAAAACUUUUUAAUGUGGCGGCAACGACAGGCCUGGACUGCUUUCAUAAAGGCACUUUGAGCUGAUCCUCAGAGGAAAGAAAACAGCAGAUCUCAUUGCUUCCCGUCCUUUUAAGAAUCCCUCCAGAAACAGUUGCAGCAUACCGAAGGUUCCUGUCAUUGUCAGAGUUUUUUCACUCCUCCAGGUUCUUGGAAGUGUAUUGGAAUUGAAGGUAACCUCUCAGCAGCAAUCGGUGUAUUCUCAGGGCGGUGUAAGGAAAUCCGUUCUUGAGGUCUUCCCUUAGUUAACCUAACCAAAUCCACUUUGUUUGUGUAAAUCCUAUAACAGAUGAGUCUAAUCCACUUAGCUCCUGUCAAGCCUUGGCCAAAAAUACUGAGAACCAAAGUGGGAACUUGGAAGAACAAUACCUGCUAAAGCAUCAAAUGAGUCAAAAUAAAACCGUCAUGCUUUUAGCCCUAAACUCCACCGAAAUAAUCUCCUGUAAAGCACAGAUACUAGUUGAACUAACUCCUCGUUUCGACUUUCUGUAGUCAAUCAUGUUUGCAUUGACAUAAAAUUCAUACUACUUAAUAAUAUUAUGUAAUACUAUACUUGGUGGAUUGCAGCUGCAAUAAGACACUUACACACACACGUCAACAGAUUGCAAAUAGUCACCAUGACAUUUUUUCUGAGACUAGGAAAAGAAUUGAUAUAUAAAUGAAGUCGUUGUCCUGUGCUCAGGAAGCAGAUGAGUGACCCUUUAAGCCACAUGUAAGUCUGAUCAGUUCAUUAGAGCACUGAUGUAAUUACAGGAGAGGACUUAAGCCCUAACGAGCGCCCGGCCUUAAAACUCAACAAACCGUGUGCUUACAAAGGUCUACAGACUUUGUGCUGCUGUAACAAACAUUAAUACAAAUUCUUUUGAUUUUAUUUUGUAUAUAUUUUGUUUUUACAUAUGAACAAAAACAUAUAUAUAUAUAUAUAUAUAUAUAUAUAUAAAACCAAAUUGAAGAUUUAUGCAAUACACUUAUGUAGUAAUGUGCAUGUAUAUGGUUGUUAGAAUCUUUUAGCAUGCGGAACUACUAAAAUUUGUUAUGAAACCGAAUCUAAUUUCACCUCAGAAUAUCCUGUAUCUACAUUCAUAAUCAAAUACCCUAUGCAUUCUGAAACAGUCAUUGUUUUGGUUCUCAGAAUGUUUAAGCAAUAUCAUGCAAGAGUGCUAUAUUAAAUAUUAGCAUGUUUUCUAGUAUGAUAUUGCUUUUAUGCAAUAAAGUUAAAGAGAUAGUUCAGACAAAAAUGAAAAUUGACAUUUCAUCAUUUACUCACCCUUAUGUCGUUCCAGUGUGUGUACAAAAAAGAAUAUUAAUAAUAAUUUCUCAAAAUAUCUUCUUUUAUUACUAAAAAAUUGUCAUUUUGAGUGAACUAUCCUUUUAACUGAUAUUUCAUACAAGCUAUUUUGUUUACACUAUAAAAAUCACUUAAAAUAGUAACAUUUACAUUAACUGAUUUUAUUCGUGUAAAAACAAAUAAUUUGACUGAUGCAACAUGACUACAUUGUUACACACACACACACACACACACACACACACACACACACACACAAAGUGGUCUGGUAAACUUGUUAGUAUAUUUACUGUCAAAGCAAGAUCAAGCUGAGAAAUAACAAAAUAUCAGCACAAUAUCAAAAUACUGUAAAAAGUAAUGCGUUAUAUCUACUCCAUAAAAUUUUGGCAACAGAUUACAAGCAAUAUUAUUAAUAAAUUCAACAAAUAGUAUUGAGUAGAAUUAAUCAAAUUAAUUCCUUAAAUGUCAACCAUUUAAAACGAGUAAAAUUUAAUUAAAAUUUAAACAAAAACAUCUGAAUAGCAGACAGACGUCAAAGAUGAAUUAAGAACUCUUUUAUUGCCAACAUUGAAGACGCCUGAUGAUAACGAGCAGAAUCACUGAAGGAAAGAGAAACACAUGAAUUAACAGAGGUUUAGAUGUUGAUGUUGAUGUUAUUGAAAAUGUUUGGUCACCAUUAUGGUGAUCGGUGUUUCAUUUAGUUGAGUUGUUUGACUCUUUGCUUUUUAUGUCAGUUUGGGGUUUUUGUAACGGUGUUUGCUAAUUUUACACAUUUUAAAUGGUUGACUUUUAAGGAAUUAAUUUGAUUAAUUCUAAGCCAAUUCUUAUAUGUUGAAUUUAAUUAAUAAUAUUGCUUGUAAUAUGUUGCCACAAUUUUAUUGAGUAGAUAGAGCGUAUUAGUUUUUACAGUGUUGUAUAAUCCAUUGAUAUCUAAAUCUGUCACUCUGCAGUUAAUCGUAUUUGUUCUUUUACUUUCUUUGGAGUAACUGCAAACAGAGUUUAUCUGUCCAUCCAUAUGGCCUCAGUUUCUUUCCACCUGCUGCAGUGAGACAUCUUGUACACACACACACACACACACACACACACACACACACACACACACACACACACACAGCCUUUCAGCUCGAGCAUUGUUGGACCCUGUUGACCAACUGCAAUAAACAUUGAUGCAAUGCAUCUAUAUAACAAAUUAUGUAUAUUUAUUAAAGAGUAACUUAUGGUAUGUUUAUUUAUUUAGAUGUAGAAUCACUGACUUAAUGAGAACAUAUUAUUUAUUAAUUUUGUUGGUGCCAAAAAGAUCUCAUAUGUAUUAUAUUCGAUAUACAAUAUGUUUAAUAAACUGUAUCAGCUUUAAAACCAA
Molecule: messenger RNA, 8733 nt
Organism: Ctenopharyngodon idella (grass carp)
Lineage: Eukaryota; Metazoa; Chordata; Actinopteri; Cypriniformes; Xenocyprididae
Gene: nrtn
Product: neurturin
Exons: 3
Coding region: 2021-2695 (224 amino acids)
Molecular function (GO): glial cell-derived neurotrophic factor receptor binding; receptor tyrosine kinase binding; growth factor activity
Source: RefSeq, a predicted model, not a curated record